Messenger RNA from Blumeria graminis f. sp. triticale, 1725 nucleotides. The record is from the annotation of a GenBank genome assembly. NCBI's taxonomy places the organism in Eukaryota, Fungi, Ascomycota, Leotiomycetes, Helotiales, Erysiphaceae.
AUGCCAAUUCAACACUCGACUGUCACUAAAUUAAGAAGCGCUGCUGAAUCAGAAAAUUACGACAAAACCACAGUAUCACUUACAGAAGCGCUCAAAUCGGAGCUUUCAGGCAAGAUGUUCAGGGAUGUCGAUAAGUUCUGGGACGUACAUUUUGAAGAAAAAACCUGGUCCAGUCUGACAAAAAGUAUCUGGGAAAGCUAUCGCGACAAUGGUCAAUGUGGACCAAAGAACGAGUUCACGUGUGAUAUGAGCGAAAAAGCCAUAAGAAGCUGGCUUGACGCAUUUCGAGAUCGUUACCUGAAUCAAUUAUUGCAGAUAACAGAAAUAACAGGAAAUCUUCAACCUGCCGGAGAAAGGAAUUGUACUGGUCCACUUGUUCGGGGUAAAUUUUGCCAUAUUGAAGAGAAAGACCAAUUUGAUGGAGGACUAAGUGUAAGGCAAGUAGACUUCUUCAUCGAAAGUGUUGAGAUCCCAGAUUGUCAUGUGCACAAAUGGAGAGAUGUAAGAGCCGUCGGUGAGGUAACCUCGUCGGAGAAAAAAGUGGCUGUGAAGAUCAACCAGAUGAUAAGAUACGUCCGCGAAAUUUUUUAUGCGCAGCCGUUGCGUCGAUUCGUACAUGGGUUCUGCUUGCACGAAAAGCACGUCGAGUUCUGGAUUAUUGAUCGAGCAGGCGCUUACAGCUCGGGCCAAAUAGACGUGAUGAAAGAUCAAGAAAAGCUAGUCCGUGGUCUGGCGUCGUAUAUGCUCAUGAGCGACGAAGAACUCGGGCUAGAUCCAGUCACAAGCUACGAUGAUGCCAACCGAUGUUUCAUGACCAUCUUGGAUAAAAACAAAGCUCCUGAAAAACUCGAGGUAUUUGCUAAGCCUCUUGCUCGACCGGAGACGAUAGUCUCGCGAGGAAGCACGUGCUUCAAGACGAUAGACAAUGAGUACCUCAUCAAGUUUUCCUGGGGCUCCGGUGCAAAAGAAAAUGAAAUACAGUUUCUUAAUCGUGCUAAACAGAUACCUGACGUAAUUCAGAUGGAGAAUUCAGGGAAGCUCUACGAAAUUGAAACACACCGAAAAAGUUUUCAAUUUCCUGAUGAUAAAAUAUGGGUCUUCAAUGCCAUAGACCAAACUCUCUCCCCCGGAAAAUUCGAUAUAACUUUUAGUGAUGAGCCUUACAUGAAACGUACACUGACAUUUGUCAAACUGACGCCGGUCGGCCGCCCACUUCAUACAUCGGUAACGGUCCAUCAAAGAGGUGUAACGAAUGGAAUUCUCAUUGAUCUAGACAUGUCCUCGUUACGUGAGAAUGAAAACGAGAAGGACCUGCCUAGAUCUAUAACUGGUACCACAAGAUAUAUGGCGUUGGAGCUUUUGCAAGCUAUUGCACAGAAACAAACAAGCCUUAAGCAAACCUACCGUCAUGACCUUGAAUCGUGUUUCUACGUCCUCAUAGUCGGAUUUCGAAUUAUUAACGCAUUCUUGCCUCAGUUUGAAGGUGUCAAGGAACUGGCUUGGAAUCUUCGUAGAAUUCUGUUUGGAGAGAAAGGUCUUGAAUUCGGGUCGCCAAUGGAUCCUAACAUUCUUUAUGAUCCUAUCAUAAAAGCUUUUGAUGGUACUAUUGAGAAACUUGAAGUUUAUGUCUUAGAUAAGAAGAACAACGAUGAUAUUCAGACAGGAAGGCGCGGUAACUUGCUAGUCAGGAAGAACUCACGGAAAGUGGCGGGACGGAAGAAAUAG